Messenger RNA from Dissoconium aciculare CBS 342.82, 1944 nucleotides. Its product is annotated as SGT1-domain-containing protein. Lineage: Eukaryota; Fungi; Ascomycota; Dothideomycetes; Mycosphaerellales; Dissoconiaceae. The transcript has 3 exons. Bases 1 to 1944 code for a protein of 647 amino acids. The record is from RefSeq and is a predicted model, not a curated record. Gene Ontology annotation, cellular component: nucleus.
AUGGAUCAACAGGAAGAUGAUGGUCUGAAAUGGUUCGGUGAAGGAUUUGACGGCUUUCCCAAGAGAUUGCCAGACGAUUGCGUGGAGUAUCAGAUUUAUCUUGUCGAGACUGAAUCAAAAUCAUUCAGCACUGUUCAAUCGAGAUUCAACGAGAUACUGAAAUUUGUCAAUGCGCUGAAGAAGAAAUAUCUGAUUGAUUACAUCUGGCAACGGGAUGGAUUUAAUCUGACACUGAAAUCAGGAUCAGAUGGCCAUCAUACGCCGACAACAGAUGGCGAGAAGCCCCGGUCGCAUGUUCCGCCUCAUUUACAUGGACGCACAAAUUUUGGUGACUCAAUAGCUGAUGAAUGGCUCAUUGUAUUCUUACUGCUAGAAACCAGCAAGAGAUUCGAAGAUACUUGGAUCCGUGUCUACGACACCGAUGGGGAAUUUCUGCUCAUUGAAGCAGCGGCAGCUCUCCCAAAAUGGCUCAACCCAGAGAUUGCAGAGAAUCGUGUCUGGAUCAACAAAGGAAACCUGAAACUGAUCAAGAUUAUUUCCAGUGAUGUUACAAACAACAUCACUCUAUCCGAUGCUUUGAAUACGCUCCAAGAGUCUCCCGGAAACCUCCUGGUCGAUGGCACAAUUCAAUCUGCGGCGUUUGAUCGUCUCGAAGAUUAUCCUGCCGCAAUCACAAAAUCGUUUCAUACAUCGCGUACUGUCCUGCCCCGACGGGUAGCGUGGCUGCUGCACCGAAACACUUCUUUCAUAUCAUCUGCCGUAGAAGCCUUCUAUCUUCGGGAUCCCAUCAGCUUAAAGCCGUUGUCUAGCAAAGAUUUAUCGACCUUAUCAUUUCCUCCGGAGGACUUUGUCACGGUCAGCGUAAAAUACACGAAGGUCGGCUUUGCCCAGCUUCGCGGUCAGAUUUUCGCGCCACCGCCGUCAUGGGUUGGCCUUGCACCAAGAGUGCAGAGAGACGAAAAGGCAGCCAUGGGCAUGAAAGUCGCCUGCGGAAUGGAAAUGCUGGUGUCAGAUCCGCAGCGACAAGAUGACAAAGCUGUUCGGGAAAUCAGAAUCCUUAUGGAGGAUCUCGAAUCGGGCGAGGAGAAGCUUCCUGCGGACGACGAGAUUCGGACGUGGCAGGAUGUCGAAGACGAUGAGAGCUGGCUCGAUGUGGAUUAUGCUGAAUUCGCGAAGGAACUUGAUGGGAAGAAUGCAAGCGGUUCAGCCGGGGAACCAAAGGGAUUCGGUGACGAAUCUGCGCAAUCAAACUUGCGUAAGAUGGUGUCCCGAUUUGAGGAAUUCCUGGACGAUGACGGAGCAGGCGCGGAGGGUGUGGACGAGAUGGACAACGAUGAUGACAGCAGUGCAUCGGACAGCAACGACACAACUCAAAAGGCUUCAUCUGAGCGAGCUGAAAAGCAACCCCAUUGGGAUUCACAUCUUGCAAGCGUCGAAUUUGAGAAGGCAAUCUCUGAUAUUCGUGGCAUGACUGAAGACGAAAUCAAGACAAGUGGACUGCUAGAUGAAGCAAGAAAGCUGGCGCUCGAGGACCGCGAAUAUGAAAAGCAGCACGAUGACACCGAGUCUCUCAACGAGGAGGAUGGUUUGCAAGAGAUCAUGGCACUCAUGGAGAAAGAAAUUCAAGCGCGGAAAGCGCGAGCUACUCAGGAACAUGGCAAAAGCAAAGCCACUCAGAAGCCAUUUUUCGGCCCUGAACAGGACGAUUCAGAGGAGGAUAUUGAUCUCCCGCCUCUAUCAUCAGAUGAGGAGGAUUAUAAUGACCUCGAUGCACCCGGUCAGGAAGACUACAAUCACGUAAAUCUCAACCUCGCCAAGAAUCUCCUCGAAAGUUUCAAGGGCCAGGCAGGUUUGCCAGGGCCGGCUGGUAACCUCAUGCGUGCGAUGGGCAUGAAUGGAAUGAUGCCUCGAGAUGCUGACGAUGCUAUCGAUGCGGAGCGAUGA